This is a messenger RNA of Aspergillus eucalypticola CBS 122712, 569 nucleotides long. RefSeq lists its product as uncharacterized. The record is from RefSeq and is a predicted model, not a curated record. The transcript has a single exon. The coding region runs from base 359 to 535 and encodes 58 amino acids. Lineage: Eukaryota; Fungi; Ascomycota; Eurotiomycetes; Eurotiales; Aspergillaceae.
CAGGAUGGGUUGGGUGAUGUAACUUACCCGAAGUUGUCGUCGUUGCGGGCAUCCUGCAUCUUGAUAUCAAGGGGCUGCUCGAAGUACUCCUUCAUGAUAGACAGCAUGUCUUUCCAGAGCUGGCAGAGCUCGGGAUCGCUGGUCAUGUUGAGGUAGAAGAAACCAUAGUUCUGGCAGACGCUGAGGAGUCUCUUGUUCUCCGUUUCAUUGUCUGCUCGGAGGAGGUCGAGCUCGAUUGUUGGGAGAGACUCCGCAACGAGGAUGGGUUCGGUGAUGGCCAUGUUGAACUUUUGAGGGGGAAAGAACGCUUGAAGAAAGUGUCUCCGGCUAGAGAAAGAUGAGUUGAUUUGUUACUUUGAUGCUAGAGAACUUGCAGCUUUCGAGCUUCUUAUAUGCGCCUGGGGUUGGCCCUCUCGUGACGGCCACGGCAAGUAUACAGCAUCAUUGUCCGAUGUAUACAGCCUCUCAAGACUCUUUCCUACUUCCACGAUGGCUAAGGGGCCAGAAUCUCAGAGACGGCUCUGCAAUGGCGUGAUUCAUCCCGAUGUAACCCGUAGAAGGAUAGACGA